UUUGCCGCUCUCUGAUUGGUCAAUCCACGACGGGGGCGUGUCCUGCCAUAACAAUGCUGUUUAAGGAACAUGCACGCGGCAUUAAGCACUUUGUUUAGUUUGUGAUAAAAGAGACGGCUUAGUUUCUUUGAAUGCUUUGAAGAUAAUUCGUUAGUACGUUAGCAGCGAGGAGGGCGUCUCAGUCUCUGUGCAAUAACGUCUGUUAGCAGUGGAGCGUUAGCAACAUCGUCGGGUGGACUUCUUGGCUAAUAUCCGUCGGAAGAAGCACGUCGAGGAAUAUUGUUGUAUCUUUGGAGUGGUUUGAAGGUAGCCACAUUGGAGGUAUAACUUAAUGGGACACAAGGUUUUGGAAGCUGGAACGCCUCCCGUCUCCCCUCACGGCGAAGAAGCUACAAAAGGUUAAGACAAUCAAAGGCAACAUUCAAGUGCCUGCACUGAGCAAUUUCCUUUCCCAGAGCGUGACUCGUCUACACGACGUCACCAAUGCGACCAUGGGAAGUAGCAGUAAAUAGGCUGCCCGCAACAGCCCCCUUGAACCCGAGGAGGUUCCUUGGAGAGCCCUGUCACGUCCCUGUGCAUCUCAGGAGAAGCCUACCAGUGAGACGCCAGUGGGGGAGACGAGACAGACCUGUGCUGCACACUUCCCUUGUCCACGAUGAGAACCUCCAUCAUCUGCUCUUCUCCCAACAUCACCAACAGGUUCCUAUAGAUGAGUCCAGACAAUUCAGCCACACCAGCACACCGCCACGCAUGCUUCACCCUGCUGCCCACAUGCCUCAACAGAACCCCAUCAUGGUGGAUCUACAAGAGCAGAUGCACCAGGGAUCCGUUCCAAUAUCAUACACUAUUACAACGGUGACAACCCACGGGUUUCCCAUCCACACUGGCCAGCACUUACCAGGGUGCAACGCUCAGCAGCUCCCAGCAUGCUCGGUAAUGUUCAGCGGACAGCUCUCUCUGCUCUGCUGCCUUCCUCCUCCUCUCAUCCAGGCAUGCACCAUGCAGCACAUGCCAAUGUCCUACCAAGCCUUCCCACCCUUGAUCUCCAGCGAACAUUUUGUAUUGCACCCAACCCCAUCUGUACCCCCCCACCAGCCGCCGCACCUUACUCCUCUGAGCCAGUUUGUCCCUUUACAACCUCAGCACCCACGCAUGCCUCUACAGAGGGUAGAGAAUGAAGUUGACCUAAGAGGGGACCACCACCCAUUAGGGACCUUCUCCUACCCUCCCUCGCAUCAUCCACCAGCGCUGCCUCCUUCUCUGCCCAUACAGUAUCUUCCUCAAGAGCCUCUGCAUCAGGAACUUCCCUUCGGAGUGCCAUAUCCCCACAUGCUGCCCCGGCGAGCGAAUGGACAGAGAUACCGGUUACAGCAGCCUCUCCCUCCUCCCCCACCGCCUCCAUCCUACUACCCAGGCUUCCUCCCUUACUUCCUCUCAAUGCUUCCUGUGCCUCCAACUGCUGUGGGCCCAGCCAUCAGUCUUGAUCUUGAUGUGGAUGAUGUGGAGAUGGAGAACUAUGAGGCUUUGCUGAACUUGGCCGAGAGGCUGGGUGAAGCAAAACCACGUGGACUCACCAAGGCCGACAUCGAGCAGCUUCCAUCCUACAGGUUCAGCUCAGAGAAUCAUCUAUCGGAGCAAACGCUGUGUGUUGUGUGCUUUAGUGACUUUGAGUGUAGGCAGCUACUUCGGGUUUUACCCUGCAACCAUGAAUUCCACGCCAAGUGUGUGGAUAAAUGGUUAAAGACCAAUCGCACUUGUCCCAUUUGCCGAGCCGACGCGUCGGACGUGCACCGGGAGGCGGAGUGAGCGCCGCGGCCGUGCACUGAACUAAAACCUAACCCCCGAGUUAGUCCUGAAGCUGUAGACGCCCGCCACUCGCCCUGCAUCCUCCAGUAACUACAGCUAACAACCCACUUCCUAAAUGAUAAGCACUCCGGGAUCCUUCCCUAGAGCCGAGAACUUGUGAUCGCUGGGAUCACAAGUUGGUUUCUUCUCUGCCCUCCCGCCAUCCUUCCUCCUCCUUCUCCUUGUUGCAGAUUCCAAAGAGUUGUUCCAUCCACGUAUUAUCUGCUGCUUUUGUUUACAGGGUCUGCCAUUUGUUCAGUGGUUGGUGUUCAUGAGGAAACACAAUGAACAAAGACUAUUAGGGACGCCAUAGAUGCAUGUUUGUAUCGGCCCAUACAUGUCCUGCAAUACUCAUUUCCUCACUUUUAGCCUCCCGUCUUCAACCUGAGCUUGUAGACUAGGGGGAGAGAUCCUCCUCGGGUGUGUGUGGGGAAAAAAAAAAAAGAUGUGACGACAUCAUUUCAAGGUCAUUCAUCUAGCAUAUCUGCACAAGUGCUUUCAUCUAUCCUGUCCUGUUCAGAGCCAAUGUAUUGUGUAACCACUGGAUGCAGGGCGGCAUGUUCGGAUUUGCAUGAACUGUCGAUUCCGACUAGCAAUAUUUCAACCAAGCAUUACCACCAAAACGAUCAAAUUUAAGAGAGGGGAGAGAGAAAAAAAAUGCAAACGGCUUGCUUCGCUAGAAAGAGGACUGGGAGUCCUGACGGGCGAGGCGUGUGCAGACAGCAAUACGUGCAGUGGCGAGCUUUUCAAUGGACUUUUUUUAUCUUCCUGUUUGAGGAAGACGCGGCUGCGUGUUUUUUUUUUUUUUGUUUAUUUGUUUGUGAGCCAAAUCCAAUAUAUAGAUAUACUUUUCAAGAGUUUAGAUCGCCUUCUUAUGACCUUGACAAGCACAAACCUAUUAUUACUAAUCAUGAAAAAUACUGUGUCACCAUUUUGGAAAAAAAAAAAAAAGUUUAUUUAUUGCUUUUUAAUCUUAAAUCUAGAAAACAAGAGUUGAAGGAAAGCGUUUGCAGCACUAACAAUGUUUGGUAUGUGUUUAUACUCUGGUAUUGUGGUCAGGUCAUCCGCUUAAUGGUGGUGUUUAAAAAAAAAAAACUACAAAAAAAAGGAAAAAAGCAAGUGUUAUGUAUAAGUUUCGUGUGAAUGCUUUUAGAUAUGAAGACAGAAGAAUGUUGUAGAAGUCAUGGUUGCACUGCGUCGCAUGCCGGCCGUCUGCAGCCCAAAGUGACCCGCACGGGGUUCAAACGACGGAAUGUGUUCGGUAGUGUGGAAAAAAAAACACUGUUGGACUUCGAUUUUUUUUCCUGCUUGUGUUCACACUUAAAAUAAAAAGGAACUGCUCCCAGUAAGCACUAACAAGGCCGUUGUAAGCGUUGCUUUUCCAUGUAAAGGGAAUCUUGCCUUUUUCUUUACUUCAGUGUCUUAAGUGAAUGUGAGUCUUUGACAUAUGUGUGCCACCUUUUUAAAAAGACAAAAAAAGAAGCCAUUUAAUGAGUUCUACCCACAGCUUUGAGAGUUAAUCUAUGUGUACAUAUCUAUCCGCAGGCUAUAUUGUACGUUUAAAAAAAAAUAAUAAAAUCACUCAGGGCCACUCGGUGUAUAAAAACAGGACAAGAGGAGUCUGUCAAUGCCAUGAAAAGGAAAUAUUUGAAUUUCUCGGUUGUUUUUUUCAUGUAAUUCUACUACAUCAGCGGCAUGUUAAAAAAAAAAAACACGCAAAAGAAGCAGUGUACACUGCGGGUCAUUUACAAAGUUUGACGUUAUUUGCUGUGGUCCACUUCUCAAUGUGCACACUUUCGUAAUUCACCCCAGAAGGUGUUUGCAUGACUGUUCAAAACAGGAUGAAAAUAAUCUUGGGGUCGGGGCGUGGGGGGACUAUUUAACGGUGCACAAUAUGCAUGUUCUUAUUUGGCUUCUGGAGGGUUGAAACUUUUAACGCUCAGCUGAUAACUGCCAUGCACUGUACUGCACAUAUUUCUAAUACAACUGAAUGACUACAAGAUUUUAUUGCGCUAAUUUCAUUUUAUAGAAUUUCCAACAAAAAAAAAUAAAAAUAGGUCUUGAGUCCAUAAGUUCUUACAUAUGCUGUGUUACUGUUCUUGCCCUAAUGACUGAAAACAACCUGCUCUGAGACUACUGUAGUUUGAUCAAAAAGCCAUAGUGACAAGGUGCUAGAUGUUCUGCUUUUAGGUAUGAAUGCAAUAGUUUGUCAUGGAUCUCAUGUAUUCUUAAAGCAUGUUCUACUAAUACCCCAGUGAUUAUAAGUCAUUAUAAUUCUAAUAAGUGUUGUCAUACUUAAUCCAGUGUAAUACUAUACCUGCCUCACAGGCACUUGCUCUCUCUCCGUGUAUCAAUAUCUGCAAAUGUAUUGUUCACAUAUACUUCAUGUUAAUAUUAGCGCUUAUUUUUGCGGUAACUAUUUAAUUGACCCUACUAAUUGAAAAGAAGCUCCCACUAUAAAGACAACAGAAAAUAGAGUCUUGUAGUCUUUCGCUUAAGUUUCUUCAAUAAUCUCACUUUUUAAAAAAAAAAUGUGUUCCAAUAAGCAGCUAAAGAUUUUUGGAUUUGUGAUUGAUUGCUUUGUAGAUGCCAUUUAUGGUUUACCAAUGAUUCUAUUUUUUUUUUGCUGUGGUGGAUUGAGGCUUAUUGUUGUUACGCUCCCUGGCCGCUAGAGGUCCCCAUCUGAUCUCUUUGCCCGGCAGCCCACCCACCAACCGAGCCAAGCCACGUGUUCUGUGUUAGGCAGAUCUUUUUGAUUUGGUACUUGCACAUUUACAGUUACCUCAUUUUUCCAUGUUUGUAUUGCUGGGGGGGUGGGUGGGAGAAAACAACUAAUAUAUAUAUAUAUAUAUAUAUAUAUGCAUAUAUAUAUUACAUAAAGGAAAUGGUUAUUUUAAUUUUCAUUCCAUUGGAAUCAUUGUUUGUAGCAUUUAACAUUAACUAGUGUAUUAUAUGCAUCUGUAUACUGUUUGAAAUUUUUAAGAUUUGUACUUUUUUUAAAUGAAAGUUGCUAGUUAUGCUUUACCAAGUAGUGCAAUCAUAUUUUUUUCUUUGUCGCUGAUUGGAAAGGGUUGUUCACUAAUAAAUGUGUUAUGUAUACCAA
Doryrhamphus excisus (bluestripe pipefish) is the source of this 4948-nucleotide messenger RNA. RefSeq names its product ring finger protein 44 (gene rnf44). NCBI's taxonomy places the organism in Eukaryota, Metazoa, Chordata, Actinopteri, Syngnathiformes, Syngnathidae. Gene Ontology annotation, biological process: protein ubiquitination. The record is from RefSeq and is a predicted model, not a curated record. Gene Ontology annotation, molecular function: ubiquitin protein ligase activity.